This is a messenger RNA of Lactuca virosa, 2216 nucleotides long. The record is from the annotation of a GenBank genome assembly. Lineage: Eukaryota; Viridiplantae; Streptophyta; Magnoliopsida; Asterales; Asteraceae.
AGUGAACCUUAACCCGAUUCAUCAAACCCGCAUACGCUACCUCAAGAGGCCAAGACUACGUCGGGUAAACACGGCAGCGUAAUGCUCCGGCAUCGUUGAAAAUGUGGCGGAAUCACCGAUUAAUCGGCAACUACACGAAAACCGCCACCGCCAUCAUGCUCUUCAUUCCAUCAUUCUCUUCUUCUCAGACCCUAACUCUCAGAUCACUGCGAACCCUCAUCGCGCUCGCCUCAAACCCUAUUACUCUCCUCACACCGCCGCAGUUACCACAUCAGCCCUUAGGGGUUCAGCCGCCGCGCUCUUCGCUAACUCUAAGUAUAUGCCGAUUCUCACAUUCUUCUACAUCUUCUCCGAUUCCAACGACUGCUCGUGAUUUUUUCGGCUCUAGUUCGAACUAUAUAGGGGCUAAAUGUAUUUCUUCUUUUUCGUCUUCCUCCUCCUCCUCCUCCCCGUCGUUUUCGGUCGCUGAUACGCUGGAGUGGGAUGAACCUGCUGUGUGCGCAGAGGUUGAGGAUUCCGGCGAUGAUUUUGUGACUGACGAGGACGUUAAGCCGCCCAUUUCUGUUAGGGCUUAUUUCUUCUCUACCAGUGUGGAUUUGAGAAGUCUGGUGGAACAGAACAGACCCAAUUUUAUCCAGCCUACAUCACGCAUGACUAAUUACAUUGUAUUGAGGUUUGGCAGCAACAAGCCUGAGCAUAUUGGUUUGGGUUCGAGUUUAAGUGGGAGUGAAAGCAGCUACAUGGUAGUUUUUCAGUAUGGCUCCAUUGUCUUAUUCAAUGUCCGUGAUCAUGAAGUUGAUGGGUAUCUGAAUAUUGUAAAAAAUCAUGCUUCAGGAUUGCUCCAAGAGAUUAGAAAAGAUGAGUAUGAGGUGAAAGAGAAACCAAGUUUGGACACAUGGAUGCAAGGUGGGUUGGAUUAUAUAAUGCUGCAGUAUUUGAACAUUGAUGGGAUUCGUACAAUUGGCAGUGUUUUAGGUCAAAGUAUAGCUCUCGAUUACUAUGUUCGCCAGGUUGAUGGGAUGGUUGCAGAAUUCACUGAUAUAAACCGUGGCAUGGAAAAAACUGGAACUUUCACCAUGAAAAGGAAAAAGCUUUUUCAGUUAGUGGGGAAGGCAAAUUCGAAUCUUGCUGAUGUCAUACUUAAGCUCGGACUUUUUGAGAGAUCUGAUAUUGCAUGGAAGGAUGCGAAAUAUGCACAGAUAUGGGAGUAUUUAAGAGAUGAAUUUGAGUUGACUCAGCGAUUCGCGAGUUUGGAUUUUAAGUUGAAGUUUGUUGAGCAUAACAUUCGGUUUCUUCAAGAGAUUUUGCAGAACAGGAAAUCGGAUUUUUUGGAGUGGCUGAUUAUAAUACUGAUAGGUGCUGAAAUUCUUAUAUCUGUUUAUGACAUUGCUCAUAAAUCUAACAUUUUUGCCCCAUUCUUCAUCAUCAUCGACAUCUCGUCUCCAGUCCGAUUUCGGCCAGCGGUCGCCACCGCCGCCCUAUCCCGCCAUCACAGAGUCUUGCCAUUCUUCUUCCUAAACCUGGUAACACUCUUUUUCCCCCCUUCGUCUUCCCAAACCAACAACAUCACACCACCUCCUUUUGAAGAUAUCUGGUUUUCGGCAAAGCCUCUCUCUCGUGUCUCGUUUCUGCCGGUGGAGAAAGCACUCGCGUCGCCGACAUCUGGAGUAAGAAAAAAGAGGAACGAGAGGUGUCUAGGACCGUUGUCGGAGGGAUCUGAAAUCAAAAUCCAUGGAGGGCUAUGGGUGGUACCGGGUGGCGGUGAAGAUGAUGGACAGGCAAGACAUAAGACAAAUUGGAAAAGGAAACCUUUGCUGGAAGAGGAUUGUGAGACGUCUGAGGAGAAUUUGUUUUGUGGGAAGAAUGUGCUUAUUGAUAUGAGCAUAUAUUCUGCACUUGUCAUGGCUAUUCGUCGUGCCCAACAUUUCAUCUAUAUUGAGAACCAGUAUUUUAUUGGAUCAUCCUAUAAUUGGAGUAAUUAUAAAGAUUUGGGUGCUAAUAAUUUGAUUCCCAUGGAGACUGCUCUUAAGAUUGCUAAUAAAAUCAGAGCACAUGAAAGAUUUGCUGCGUAUAUCGUCAUCCCUAUGUGGCCAGAGGCUGUCCCCACAGGUUCCGCUAUACAAAGAAUUCUAUUUUGGCAGGGGUUCUUUUUAGAUCAAUGUGCAUCGCCUUCUACAGUUCUUCUUGGUUUCAAUCCACCAAAUAACUCUGGUUGA